Molecule: messenger RNA, 1203 nt
Organism: Ambispora gerdemannii
Lineage: Eukaryota; Fungi; Glomeromycota; Glomeromycetes; Archaeosporales; Ambisporaceae
Source: the annotation of a GenBank genome assembly
AUGUCCAAUUCGGCAGCGCUAUUUUUCUAUGGUUACGAAUUGUCCUCUUAUUCUUUGAAGGUUCGCAAUAAAUUAUUAGUCAAUUUCGAAAAAAUAUUGAGUGAAUCGCGGUUUUCUCGAAACUUGACGCCAGAACCCAUCAAUGAAGAACAACAUGAUGAUGAUCUACAAUUUGAUAAUGAAUCAGCUUUAUCGAUUCAUACUCCGGUUGGUCUUCACUGUCCAUUGGUUGAACUAUUGGCUUCGACAGAUAAUGAAAAAAAUGGUGCAGUUCCAAAUGAGGAAAAUGGGCCAUCACUUAGACAAGACCCACAUGACUACAAUGCGGAUUUGUAUCAAGAAAAAAAGGAAUUGAUCGGCCGAUUCCACUCUGACUUAUCAAAUCCGAAUUUAAGAAAGCGAUUGGACGAAAUUCAACUUGAAAUUCUUGAAAGACGAGAAAGUAAAGUUAAAAAUUUAGUUCAGGAUAGAUUCAAUGAAAUUCUUGAUGAAUUAAAUAAUGAAUUGAAAGAAAAGAAUAAAUCCAAAAAUCCUGAGAAAUCGAGCGAUUCCGCCGAACCUUCAGACAAAGAUAAAAUAAUUGUUGAUACAUCAAUUAAUGAGAAUCGAAAACGUGCUCAUGAAAAUGAUGACGAUGCUAUAGUUUUUAGAGCGCAACAAAAUAAAAAGCAACGAGUACAAGAAUGUUUGUCCGUUACAAAUAAAACCGAUUGUCUUAGAAAACCUAGAUCAUCAUUUCAUGAGCCAUUACCAGAAAUUCGGAAGUCCGUCCGUGACGAUAAGAUAGCUACAGGACUUGAUAUCGAAUCCUAUACUCCACCUGGCUCGCCUAUCAAAGAAACAGCACAAUCUUCUCAAGAUUCGGAACCAAAACAAUCGACCCAAUUGCUAGCUGAUAAUUCAAACGAAACUAAUGACACCGUCACAAUUGAACAAUCUCCAAAUGUCCCGAUUAAAAAGUAUUAUAAUUCACCAAUGGGAUUAUAUAGAGAUGAAUAUGGCAUGGACAUUCGUAUCCCUUAUUUUUAUCAUUUUCGAUAUUUACAUCAUGAAAUCCCUUACAUUCUUGAUCGAUCAUUUAUGACUAGAAUUGAGUUGUUAGCGUCAAAAAGAGAUGCUGAAAUUCAGCAUUUUUUCAGUGAAUGUGGAGUUAAAGUAGAUGGAUUAAAAGCGAAAUGGGUUGUUACAUCUUGCGAAUUUUGA